GCGCUACCUUAGUUCAAUGCUUUUUGACAUACAUACAUAUAGGUUAGCCUUAACAGGCUAAAAAAUGAUACAGUGUUUAUAUAUUUUAUUUCAUAAUAAUAUGUACAACACUUAAUUGCAAAUUAUUAAUUUGUUUUGUGAAAUAAUCAUUAGGCAACAAGUUAUAUUAAAAUUCUGCGUAAUAUUAACGAUGAAUACAAUGGGUAUAUGAAGUUAAGCGGAUAUUUACCAUCGAUUCUAAGAGUAUUUUCUGAAAUUAUAUAAAAUGGCAUCACGUAUUACCGCUUCUGCUACCGUUCGAGCUGUCAAAGAAAGUAAAGGUUUACCAACUCGUGCUGCUCUCGUACUUACUCAAAAAGCUGUUGAAAAAAUAAGAAAAAUUUUGCAUAACAAAACAGAUUGUAUUGGUUUAAAAGUCAGUGUUCGUCAAAGAGGCUGCAAUGGGCUAAGCUACGUUUUGGAUUACGCAACUGAAAAGAGUAAAUUAGAUGAGGAAGUUAUACAAGAUGGAGUAAGAGUAAUUAUUGAUAGAAAGGCACAACUUACCCUUUUAGGGACGGAAAUGGAUUACAUAGAAGGCAAAUUAAGUUCCGAGUUCGUAUUUAACAACCCGAACAUUAAGGGUACUUGCGGCUGUGGGGAAAGUUUUUCCGUGUAAUAGAUUUUUUUUUGUUAGUAUUGUACUAUGUAAAUAGAUCAAUUAUUUUGAAUUUUAAAAGAAAAAUUUCUAUCUGCAAAAUACGUCUCGGGUAAACGCUGUUAAAUUACUUUUACCUCUGUAUAUUUUAUUAUUCGAAAUAAAUUAACAAAAAAUAUUGAAAAUAAUAAAGUCUUUCUAAAAUAGUCACUUGGCAGUUAAAAUGAAAGUAAAUUUUUCAGUGUUUUUUCAAUAUGUAUUUUUGAAUUUUUGAUCAUGAAUAUAUUAAAUAUCUAUUUCAUUUUUUUUUUCUUAAUUGUGUAGAAAUGAAAUUCUUCGUUUAAAAGAACUUCAAUCAACAUUGUUUUUAAUUUUUAUCAGAUAACAUGCAUAAUGAAGCAAUUGCAGUAGGUUUUCAAGUUUAGUGAUGAAUCGUUAUCUGUAAAUUCGGUGGUUUCUAAACUCUGAAUUUGGGAAACCCUAAAUAUUGCCGUUUUGUAAAAUAAACUUAAUGUAAAUAACAUCAUAAAAAUGAGAAAAAUAAAAAUAAUAUUAAAAAUA
Messenger RNA from Cotesia glomerata, 1198 nucleotides. It is a transcript of the gene MagR, whose product is annotated as iron-sulfur cluster assembly 1 homolog, mitochondrial. Lineage: Eukaryota; Metazoa; Arthropoda; Insecta; Hymenoptera; Braconidae. The coding region runs from base 266 to 658 and encodes 130 amino acids. Gene Ontology annotation, biological process: iron-sulfur cluster assembly. Gene Ontology annotation, molecular function: 2 iron, 2 sulfur cluster binding. The transcript has 4 exons. Gene Ontology annotation, cellular component: mitochondrion; cytoplasm. The record is from RefSeq and is a predicted model, not a curated record.